Messenger RNA from Fukomys damarensis (Damara mole-rat), 7886 nucleotides. It is a transcript of the gene Stab1, whose product is annotated as stabilin 1. The record is from RefSeq and is a predicted model, not a curated record. Gene Ontology annotation, biological process: cell adhesion. Lineage: Eukaryota; Metazoa; Chordata; Mammalia; Rodentia; Bathyergidae. Gene Ontology annotation, molecular function: calcium ion binding; hyaluronic acid binding. The coding region runs from base 129 to 7853 and encodes 2574 amino acids. The transcript has 69 exons.
ACUGCCCACUCCGUCCUGCCUGCCUGCCCUGCGCCUGCAUCUCAGAGUUCACUCCCCAGCGGCUGCUGCAGAGACUUCAGACUUCUGACUUCUGUCUUGGACCGCAGGCCUGCUGGCCACUGUCGGCCAUGGCAGAGCCCCAGGGCUGCCUCCUGCUCUUCCUCCUGGCCUCCUUGCUGGCUGGCUCCGGCUUCAUUUGGGGGCAGAAGGUACAGUCCAAGCGCUGUGACGUGAAGACCAAGUUCAUCACUCAUGUACCCUGCACCUCGUGCGCCAUCAAGAGGCAGAUGUGUCCUCCUGGUUGGCUGCUUCACCGUUUCCCAGACAAGAUAACGCAGAACUGCCGCUACGAGGUGCAGCUGGGGGACUCACUGGUGUCCAUGAGUGGCUGCAGUACAGAGUGCUGGAAAGAUGUGGUACAGAAGGCCUGCUGCCCUGGCUACUGGGGCUCGCAGUGCUAUGAGUGCCCCGGGGGUGCUAAGACCCCAUGCAGUGGCCACGGGACCUGCCUGGAUGGCAUGGCUGGGAAUGGGACCUGUGUGUGCCAGGAAAACUUCAGUGGCUCAGCCUGCCAGGAGUGCCGAGACCCCCACCGGUUUGGGGCUGACUGCCAGUCAGAGUGCAGCUGUGUACACGGCGUGUGCAGCAAUGGGCCACAGGGGAAUGGAAGCUGCCUGUGCUUUGCUGGGUACUCUGGCCUCCACUGUGACCGAGAGCUGCCUGUCUGCCGGAGCCUGAACUGCCCCCCGAACUCCCAGUGCUCUGAAGAGGCUCCCACCUGCAAGUGCCUGCCUGGCUACACCCAGCAGGGGGGCACAUGCCUAGCUCGUGACCCCUGCCAGUCAUCACCCUGUUCCCCGAUGGCCCGUUGCUCGGUGAGUCCCAAGGGACAGGCUCAGUGUCGCUGCCCUGAGAACUACCACGGUGACGGGAAGGUGUGUCUGCCCCGGGACCCGUGCGCUACCAACUUUGGUGGCUGCCCCAGCAACUCUACCGUGUGCCUGUACCAGAAGCCAGGCAAGGCCACUUGCUCGUGCCAACCAGGCCUGGUGAGCAUCAACCACAAUGCCUCUGCGGGCUGCUUUGGCUACUGCUUCCCCCACACCUGUGAAAAGUCAGCCACCUGCCAAGUGACCCCUGAAGGGAGGACCAGAUGUCUGUGCAAGGAGGGCGAGGUGGGGGAUGGUCGUGCCUGCUACGGGCACCUGCUCCACGAGGUGCAGAAGGCCAGCGAAAUGGGUACGCUGUUCCAGCGGCUGAGAGCCACCUUCACCAUGCUGGAGCAGGGCUGCCAGGAGAUCCUCACCACAUCAGGCCCGUUCACUGUGCUGGUGCCCAUUGCCACCUCCGUCUCCUCCGUCUCCGGGAACAUGAACGUGCUGCUUGCCCAGCAGCUCUGCCGACAGCACGUGAUCGCGGGCCAGCACAUCCUGGAGGACGGGCUGUUCCCGAGUGCGCACACGUGGUGGACGCUGGCUGGCCAGGAGAUAACUGUCCUCUUCAACAGCUUGCAGAGAUACACCUACAAGUACAGCGACCAACCCCACCAGACAUUCACCGUGCAAAAGGCCAACAACGUGGCCUCCAACGGUGUCUUCCAUGUGGUCACUCCCCUGCACUGGCAGCCCCUGCCCACGACCCCUGGGAGCCCCAAGCAAACCGUUAGCCAGAUCCUUGCCGCUAAUGAGGUCUUCAGCCGAUUUGAAACCAUUCUGGAGAACUGUGGGCUGCCCUCCAUCCUGGACGGACCUGGGCCCUUCACGGUCUUUGUCCCAAGCAACAAGGCUGUGGACAGCUUGCGUGACGGCCGUCUGAUCUAUCUCUUCACAGCAGGUCUCUCCAAACUGCAGGAGCUGGUGAGGUACCACAUCUACAACCGUGGUCAGAUGACUGUGGCUAAGCUCAUUGCCAAGGGGCGGAUCCUCACCCUGGCAAACCAGGUCCUGGCUGUGAAUGUCUCUGAUGAGGGGCGCAUCCUGCUGGGCCCGGAGGGCGUCCCUCUGAGACAAGUGGACAUACUGGCGGCCAACGGUGUCAUCCACAUGCUGGAGGGUGUCCUGCUGCCUCCAACCAUCCUGCCCAUCCUGCCUAAGCACUGUGACGAGGAGCAGCACAAGAUCGUGGUGGGCUCCUGUGUGGACUGUCAAGCCCUGAACACCAGCGUGUGCCCCCCGAACAGUGUGAAGCUGGACAUACUUCCCAAGGAGUGCGCCUACACCCACGACUCUGCUGGGCUCAACGUGCUGAAGAAGGGCUGUGCGAACUACUGCAACCAGACCGUCACAGUGAGCUGGAAACUCGGCUGUUGCAAAGGGUUUUUUGGACCUGACUGCACACAGUGUCCUGGGGGCUUCUCCAACCCCUGCUAUGGCAAAGGCAAUUGUAGCGAUGGGAUCCAGGGCAAUGGCACCUGCCUCUGCUUCCCAGACUACAAGGGCAUUGCCUGCCAUGUGUGCUCCAACCCAAAGAAGCACGGAGACCAGUGCCAGGAAGACUGCGGCUGCAUCCACGGUCUGUGUGACAACCGUCCCGGCAGUGGGGGUGUGUGUCAGCAGGGCACUUGUGUCCCAGGCUUCAGCGGCCGCUUCUGCAAUGAGACUGUGAGGGACUGUGGGCCCACGGGGCCGGCUCAGCUCUGCCACCAGCACGCCCGCUGCAUCAGCCAGGAGGGCGUCACCAGGUGUGUCUGUCUUGAUGGCUUCGAGGGCGACGGCUUCUCCUGCGCCCGCCGCAACCCCUGCUCCCAGCCAGACCGUGGAGGCUGCUCAGAGAAUGCUGAGUGUGUCGCUGGGGACCUGGGCACCCACCACUGCACGUGCCACAAGGGCUGGAGUGGGGAUGGCCACGUCUGUGUGGCCAUUGAUGAAUGUGGGCUGGACACUCGUGGAGGCUGCCAUGCCGACGCACUCUGCAGAUAUGUGGGGCCAGGACAGAGCCAGUGCACCUGCAAGCUGGGCUUCGCCGGGGAUGGCUACGAGUGCAGCCCCAUUGACCCCUGCAGGGCAGGCAACGGAGGCUGCCAUGGCCUGGCCACCUGCAAGGCGGUGGGGGGCGGUCAGCGAGUCUGUUCGUGUCCCCCUCAUUUUGGGGGUGAUGGCUUCAAUUGCUAUGGAGACAUCUUCCGUGAACUGGAGGCAAAUGCCCACUUCUCCACCUUCUACCAGUGGUUCAAGAGUGCCAGCAUCACUCUUUCCGCUGACAACCGCGUCACAGUCCUGGUGCCCUCUGAGUCUGCCAUCCGCAGGCUGAGCCCCGAGGACAAGGCCUUCUGGCUGCAGCCGAAGAUGCUGCCAGUUUUGGUCAGGGCCCAUCUUCUCCAGGGUGCCCUCUCUGAGGAGGACCUGGCCCGGCUAGGUGGACGGGAGGUGGUUACUCUGAACCCCACCACACGCUGGGAGAUUCACAACAUCAGUGGGAGGGUCUGGGUGCAGAACGCCAGCGUGGAUGUGGCUGACCUCCUUGCUACUGACGGUGUCCUGCACAUCAUCAGCCAGGUCUUGCUGCCUCCGCGAGGGGUCGUGCAGGCUGGGCAGGGGGUGCUGCAGCAGCUGAAACAGGUGCCUGCCUUUCGCCUCUUCGGGGAGCUGCUGCAGCGCCACCAGUUGGUCCCUCAGAUCGAGGCUGCCACUGCCUAUACCAUCUUUGUGCCCACAAACCAAUCCUUGGAGGUCCAGGGCAACAGCAGCCUGGAUGCAGACACAGUGCGACACCAUGUGAUCCUGGGGGAGGCACUCUCCACGGAAGCCCUACAGAGGGGGGGACACCGCAACUCCAUGCUGGGCCCGGCCCACUGGCUUGUCUUCUACAACCACAGUGGCCAGCCUGAGGUGAACCACACACCUCUGGAAGGUCCCUUGCUGAAGGGUCCUGGCUACUCACUGUUUGGCCUGUCUGGUGUCCUGACUGUGGGUUCAAGCCGCUGCCUGCACAGCCAUGCAGAGGCCCUGCGGGAGAAAUGUAUAAACUGCACCCGGAAGUUCCGCUGCACCCAGGGCUUCCAGCUGCAGAACACGCCCAAGAAGAGCUGUGUGUACAGAUCAGGCCUUUCCUUCUCCCGGGGCUGUUCUCACACGUGUGUCAAGAAGAUCCAGGUGCCUGACUGCUGCCCUGGCUACUUCGGCACAUUGUGUGAGCCAUGCCCUGGGGGUCUGGGAGGUGUGUGCUCAGGCCACGGGCAGUGCCAGGACAGGUUUCUGGGCAGUGGGGAGUGUCGCUGCCAGGAGGGCUUCCACGGAACGGCCUGUGAGAUGUGUGAGCUGGGCCGCUAUGGACCCAACUGCACUGGAGUGUGCGACUGUGCCCAUGGACUCUGCCAGGAGGGGCUGCGAGGGGAUGGAAGCUGUGUCUGUAAUGUGGGCUGGCAGGGCCUCCGCUGUGACCAGAAAAUCUCUGGCCCACAGUGUGCAAAGUGUGACCUCAAUGCCAACUGCAUACAGAGCUCAGCUGGAGCCCCUGCCUGCGUCUGUGCCGCCGGAUACUCGGGCAAUGGGAGCUACUGUUCAGAGGUGGACCCAUGUGCCCACAGCCAUGGGGGCUGCUCCCCACAUGCCAACUGCACCAAGGUGGCACCUGGACAGCGGACAUGCACCUGCCAGGAUGGCUACACCGGCGACGGGGAGCUGUGCCAGGAGGUUAAAAGCUGUCUUGUCCACAAUGGGGGCUGCCACAUUCAUGCCGAUUGCAUCUCCACAGGCCCCCAGCAGGUGUUCUGCAACUGCCGUGAGGGUUACAGCGGAGAUGGCAUCCAGACCUGUGAGCUCCUGGACCCCUGCUCCAAGAAUAAUGGAGGCUGCAGCCCUUACGCUGUGUGCAAAAGCACAGGGGAUGGCCAGAGAACAUGCACUUGCGACACAGCCCGUACUGUGGGAGAUGGUUUCACCUGCCGCGCGCGAGUUGGCCUGGAACUCCUUCGGGACAAGCAGGCCUCAUUCUUUAGUCUCCACCUGUUCGAAUACAAGGAGCUCAAGGGCGAAGGGCCAUUCACAGUCUUCGUACCACAGGCAGAUCUGAUGACCAACCUGUCACAAGAUGAGCUGGCUCGGAUUGGGGCACAUCGCCAGCUGGUGUUUCGCUACCACGUGGUGGGCUGCCGGCAGCUGUGGAGUCCGGAGCUGCUGGAGCAGGGAUACGCCACAGCGCUCUCUGGACACUCGCUGCGCUUCAGCGAGAGGGAGGGCAGCAUAUACCUCAAUGACUUUGCCCGGGUGGUGAGCAGCGACCACGAGGCAGUGAACGGAGUCCUGCACUUCAUCGACCGUGUCCUGCUACCUCCAGACGUGCUCCACUGGGAGCCUGAUACCAUCGCAGUCCCCCGGAGCAAUGUCACCACUGCUGCCGAGAGCUUUGGUUACAAGAUCUUCAGCCGCCUUGUGAAGGUGUCUGGCCUCCUGCCCAUGCUCCGAGAUGCGUCCCACAGGCCCCUCACGAUGCUGUGGCCCACGGACGCGGCCCUGCAGGCCCUGCCCCUGGAUCGGCAGGCCUGGCUGUACCACGAGGACCACCGGGACAAGCUGGCAGCCAUUCUCCGUGGCCAUGUGAUCCGCAACGUGGAGGCCUUGGCAUCUGACCUGCCCAACCUGGGCCCACUCCGAACCAUGCAUGGGACGCCCAUCUCCUUCUCUUGUGGCCGUGGCAGGCCUGGUGAGCUCAUGGUGGGCGAAGAUGAUGCUCGGAUUGUACAACGGUACCUGGCCUUUGAGGGUGGCCUGGCCUACGGCAUCGACCAGCUGCUGGAGCCACCAGGCCUUGGUUCACGCUGUGACCGCUUUGAGACCCGGCCACUGCGGCUGAAGACCUGCAGCAUCUGUGGGCUGGAGCCACCCUGUCCUGAGGGCUCACGGGAGCAGGGCAGCAUUGAGGCCUGCUGGCGCUACUACUCGAAGCUCUGGACGAGCCUCGCACAGCGCACCUUCAUGCAUGGCGGUGUAUGGCUACGGCCCAGCUUCUGGGGACAGCCCCAAGGCCUGGGUAGGGGCUGCCAGCGCUCCUGUGUCACCACCACCUGGAAGCCUAGCUGCUGUCCUGGUCACUACGGCAGUGAGUGCCAAGCUUGCCCCGGUGGCCCCAGCAGCCCCUGUAGUGACCACGGUGUGUGCCUGGAUGGCAUAAGCGGCAGUGGGCAGUGUAGAUGUCAUUCGGGUUUUGCUGGAACGGCCUGUGAACUCUGCGCCCCGGGUGCCUUUGGACCCCAAUGCCAAGCCUGCCACUGCACCCCCCAUGGUCACUGUGAUGAAGGACUUGGGGGCUCCGGCUCCUGCUUCUGUGAUGAGGGGUGGACUGGGCCGCACUGCGAGGUGCAGCUGGAGCUGCAGCCUGUGUGUACCCCACCCUGUGCACCCCAGGCCAUGUGCCGUGCGGGCAACAGCUGCGAGUGCAGCCUGGGCUAUGAAGGCGAUGGCCGUGUGUGCACAGUGGCAGACCUGUGCCAGGAUGGGCAUGGGGGCUGUAGUGAGCAUGCCAACUGCAGCCAGGUCGGCACAGUGGUCACCUGUGUGUGCCUCCCCAACUACGAGGGUGACGGCUGGAGCUGCCGGGCCCGCAACCCCUGUGCAGACAGCCACCGCGGGGGCUGCAGCGAGCAUGCCGACUGUCUGUACACUGGCCCGAACGCCCGGCGCUGUGAGUGCCAUGCAGGCUACGUGGGUGACGGACUACAGUGUCUAGAAGAAGCUGAGCCACCCGUGGACCGCUGCCUGGGCCGGCCGCCACCCUGCCACUCGGAUGCCGUGUGCACUGACCUGCAUUUCCAGGAAAAGAGGGCCGGCGUCUUCCACCUCCAGGCCCCUGAUGUCCCUUAUGGAUUGACCUUCUCAGAGGCUGAGGCGGCAUGUGGGGCCCAGGGGGGUGUACUUGCUUCACUCCCUCAGCUCUCUGCUGCCCAGCAGCUGGGCUUCCACCUGUGCCUCAUGGGCUGGCUGGCCGACGGAUCUGCCGCCCACCCAGUUGUGUUCCCGGCGGCAGACUGCGGUGACGGUCGGGUAGGUGUGGUCAGUUUGGGCACCCGCAAGAAUCUCUCAGAGCGCUGGGAUGCCUACUGCUACCGUGCGCAAGAUGUGGCUUGCCGAUGUCGGGCCGGCUUUGUGGGUGAUGGGAUCAGCACGUGCAACGGGAAGCUGCUUGACGUACUGGCUGCCACUGCCAACUUCUCCACCUUCUAUGGGAUGCUGCUGGGCUAUGCCAAUGCUACCAAGCAAGGUCUGGACUUCCUGGAUUUCCUGGACGAUGAGCUCACCUACAAGACACUCUUUGUCCCUGUCAAUGAAGCCUUUGUGGACAACACGACGCUGAGCGGCCCAGACCUUGAGCUGCACGCUUCCAACACCACCCUCCUGAGCACAAAUGCCAGCCAGGGUACUUUGCUCCCUACCCACUCUGGUCUCAGCCUUAUCAUCAGCGACGUGGGCCCUGAGAACAGUUCUUGGGCCCCUGUGCCUCCGGGGACAGUUGUGGUUAGGCACGUCAUCGUGUGGGACAUCAUUGCCUUCAACGGCAUCAUCCAUGCUCUCGCCAGCCCCCUCUUGACACCUCCACAGGCUGGGGCAGUGAUAGCACCCGAGCGCCGGCCUGUAGCAGCAAGUGUGGGGGCUGUGGUAGCCACUGGAGCACUGCUCAGCCUGGUGGCCGGAGCCCUCUACCUCCAAGCCCGAGGCAAGCCCACUGGCUUUGGCUUUUCCACCUUCCAGGCAGAGGAAGAUGCUGACGAUGACUUCGCCCCAUGGCAAGAAGGGAACCCAACCCUCGUCUCUGUCCCCAACCCUGUUUUUGGCAGCCAUGACGCCUUUUGCGAGCCCUUUGAUGACUCACUCCUGGAAGACGACUUCCCUGACACCCAGAGGAUCCUUGCUGUCAAGUGAUGGGCUGAGCUCACAGCAGAGGCACAUGUGGGA